This is a messenger RNA of Gamsiella multidivaricata, 1045 nucleotides long. RefSeq lists its product as uncharacterized. The transcript has 4 exons. NCBI's taxonomy places the organism in Eukaryota, Fungi, Mortierellomycota, Mortierellomycetes, Mortierellales, Mortierellaceae. Bases 205 to 837 code for a protein of 210 amino acids. Gene Ontology annotation, molecular function: zinc ion binding; DNA binding. The record is from RefSeq and is a predicted model, not a curated record.
UUUCUUCAUUCUUUCUUGACUCACUGUCCUUCUUUUCUUUUCUUUUCUCUUUUGUUGCCCAUCUCCUCCUUCCCACUCACUAGCCAGCUCCAUCGCCACCAUCCACACAUCCGCUGUAUUUGUGUGCCCUGACAUCCCCGCAUCCCUAUAUUACACCUCCCUCGCUCCUCAUUCUUCGCCACCAACCACCCCUCUACAGCUACUAUGGAAGAUAACAACGCCCAGAACAUGCCCAUCAACUGCGCCAAUGGGUGUGGUUUCUACGGGAAUCCCCUCAACAACAACAUGUGCUCAAAGUGUUUCAAGGAGCUGAGCCAGAAGAACGGCACCAUUCCAACCGAUAGCAAUAACGCCACCGCCGCAUCAUCUACUGCCACGCUCUCAGAGAAGCCGACGCAGCCCUCCACACCCACUCCAGCACUCGCACCGACAACAACUACGCCCGCAUCCACAACCCCAGCCAUAUUGCCCGCUGCGCCCACACCGGCGCCAUCCACACCCGAAAUCGCCAAUGCGCCAACGCCUACCCCAGAGAGCGGUGUGAGCACGCCGACAUCCGUCGUAUCCGACGUUUCCGAGGGUCUUGCACCGGGCGAGCGUCCUCCUCAAGUCAACAAGGGUCGAUGCUACCUCUGUCGUGCCAAGAUCCCACUUGCCAAGCAAGCCAUCAACAAGUGCCGAUGUGAAUUCGUGUUCUGCGACGCACACAAGGCGACGACGAAGCACGACUGCGACUUUGACUUUGCAAAGAUGGGCAAGGACCUGUUGACGAAAAACAAUCCAAAGUUGAACGACAAGCCAAGGGGAGGACGCAGCUUCACACGCAUCCAGGAAUAAAGAGCAUAGGACACCAAGACACCAAGACACCAGCCGUCAGGACCACAACAUCCAUCUAAUGCGAUGAGCGGUGCAGUUUAGCAUAUUAUGGAAAUAUGCUUGUCAACAAUAAAGCCGCGGAAGAUCAGACUGAGUUGGGCUUACUUAUACCUCCUGAACCUUUUAUUUUAUUCGAUAUAUUUUUUUAUAUCAUGGAUGCCCUCAGGGC